This is a messenger RNA of Kwoniella shivajii, 2232 nucleotides long. RefSeq lists its product as uncharacterized. Lineage: Eukaryota; Fungi; Basidiomycota; Tremellomycetes; Tremellales; Cryptococcaceae. The record is from RefSeq and is a predicted model, not a curated record. The coding region runs from base 1 to 2232 and encodes 743 amino acids. The transcript has 18 exons.
AUGACAACUUACGCUUUUAUAAUCCUCUUCUUGAGUCUUUUCAAUAUCCUCUACACUACUGCUAGUCCCACUCUGCAACGUCGAGGGGCUGGACCUCUCUAUAGACCAGACGGGAUCCCAGUGGUAGAUGAUGUGCAGCAGCACCAUCUUGAUUGUGCUUAUGUCGCAUCGGUGAUAACAUUACUUCGAGCACCGGAUUACAUCAAAUCUCUAAUUCACUAUCAAGGGAACUUCAAUUCUGUUUCCGAGGUCAUAGUGACAUCUUAUGACAUACACACCCUCAAGCCUGUUGAUCAGGUAGUCACGCUUGAUGAAAUAUAUCUUCGAAACGACACCAAGGGGAAUAUCUGGUGGCCAGGAGCAUUAUACCGAGCACCUGGAAAUGCGAAAUUGGUUGUAGAUCCAAUGGGUGAAUUUGGCAUGCCCACGAUGACCCCAGGAGACGCAAUGCAAUUGUUAACCGGAAGACGUGCCAAAGGAGAUGGACCGGAGGAUAUUGCGGAUUUUUGGGACAUCAUCAAAGGCGUGCAGGAGAGUCCAAUGGUGCUUCAGACCAAAGGCGAGGGCUGUACCAUUCUACUUGGACGUCACGCAUAUGCUAUUGCUAAUGCGACGGAAGUGGAUGGAGUCAGGACCGUGGGGUUGAUCAAUACCGAUGGAAAAGAUAGCUUGCUUAGUGUGGACGAAGCAUUCUCUGACUUCUACCUCUUGUGGUCAUCUGCUGCGCUAUCUGUCGUUUGCCACUGUGAUCGCGAGGUUUCUGCAGCUGCGCUGUGGUGUCUUUCUCUAAUAGCUGGACAGGCGAUAGCUUCCCCUUUCAACGUUCCCCAACGACCUUUUCAUGAAGAGUCUCUUAAGCACCUCAAUGAUGAAGUCAUAACGGAAAGUGAUCAAGCUAUACUGGAUCUCCUUGGACAGUAUGCUCCCGUAUUCAAGCUAUCGAGCCUAGAAGCGUUCUACCCUUCGUCCGUAGAUUAUAUGUUUCCCCAUUACAACUAUACUGAAGGAUCUCCAGGCGAGAUAACACCUCUAAACCAGUCAUACCUCACCCGUACUCAACUCGAUAAACUCCCUUCGGCAGGAUCAGGAUCAUUCCUCUCCAUAUCCGAGCGACAUAAUCCACAGCCAUUGUUAGAUGAAGACGCCGAGUACCUUUUUGGUCCCGCUGGUCAAGAAGAUGCGAUGAAAUUCGGCAGUGACGGUAGAGGUAGAGUGGAAGAGGAAGUCUAUGGUUUUGCGGUAGAUCAAGGUAAAGGGGUUGUAGAUUUGUGGUAUUGGACCUUCUACCCAUUUAACUUUGGUAAACCGGUUGGACUUUUCGGUAUCUUGGGGAAUCAUGUCGCGGACUGGGAGCAUCUCAGAAUGAGAACAAUAAACGGCACAGCUGUAUCGGCUGAUUACACCACUCAUACUGGAGGUCGAUUUAAUGCAGGUACUUUUCGAUGGGAAGAUAUUGAGAAAAUCGAUGAUCGACCGGUAGCUUAUGUAGCAGCUGGAAGUCAUGGUGUGGGAAAACUGUUCCAGUUGGUCGAUUUGACGGAUGAUGAGGGGCCUAUCUGGGAUACAAAGAACCACGUCGUACCUACUAUGUACUGGUAUAGCCCGGAAAGUAGAAGAAGGGUAUGGCACAGAGGAGACCAAAGCUGGUUGAACUUUAGAGGUUGGUGGGGUAACAGAGGAGAAACAGAUUGUUGGUGGCAUAGAGUGGUGGGCUUUUGUCAAGUGGUUGAUGCACCUGGGGGACCCAAUAGGGGUUUCGGUUUCCCACCUGAUUGUACGAUUGCCCCUUUGACCGACGAAUUCUCCACAUACAAAUUCCGAUUUUCUUCUUCAGCCAUCGAUUGGGCGAAAACACACAAUGUCGCGUUGGUGAAAGUUGAGCAAACCUGUACAAGACCUAAACGAAAUCCCGACGAUGACGAUGACGGUGAUGAACCAGAUGAACCUGUCAAUGUAUACCGUGAUGAAGUUGAGGGAGAAUUGGAAGUUUGGAAUGUAAAAGGGUUGACUGAAUUCAAAGGUACCGAAACACAUACCGUCACGAUUGAUCCUUGUAAAGGUCGUCAGUCGGCUGUAAGAGCUUACAAACUUUCGCUAUGCUUGCUCAACGGGAAAUGCUUGACCAGCUCACAAGACAGAAGAGUGUGUACAUUCGAACAAGGGAAGAAAGGAUAUAAGUUUGGUAGCGCAGUAAUGUUGGACGAUACAGACGAUUGGAGAUGGAAUUAUUAG